This is a messenger RNA of Suillus clintonianus, 300 nucleotides long. RefSeq lists its product as uncharacterized. Bases 1 to 300 code for a protein of 99 amino acids. Lineage: Eukaryota; Fungi; Basidiomycota; Agaricomycetes; Boletales; Suillaceae. The record is from RefSeq and is a predicted model, not a curated record. The transcript has a single exon.
AUGCAGUUGAGAACGGGCCACGCCCCACUCAACAAGCACCUCCACCGCAUAAGGGGUGCAGAAACACCAACCUGCCCAGCAUGCGAAGAGAGCGAGGAGACAGUACACCACUACUUGAUGGAAUGCCCCACAUACCAAGCACAACGAGAUGUCCUGCAAAGAUCAAUGCCAAACCGCGCCUACCACAUCUGCCGACUCCUUAGCAACGGGGAAUUCCUCCCCAACCUCUUCAAGUACAUAGCAGCAACCAAACGCCUAGAGAACGCUUUCGGAAACGUCGCACCGAUCAAAAACGCCUAA